This is a messenger RNA of Vigna angularis (adzuki bean), 1393 nucleotides long. Its product is annotated as cysteine synthase. Lineage: Eukaryota; Viridiplantae; Streptophyta; Magnoliopsida; Fabales; Fabaceae. The coding region runs from base 225 to 1196 and encodes 323 amino acids. Gene Ontology annotation, cellular component: cytoplasm. The transcript has 11 exons. The record is from RefSeq and is a predicted model, not a curated record. Gene Ontology annotation, molecular function: cysteine synthase activity.
CAAUCCAAGAUAUUUCAGUUCUGCGUUUUCUGUGAGCCUAAAACAGCGAGCCUAAAACAGUGAGCCAUCCUUUGUAUUCAAAGCUUUUACUUCCUGUCUUUGAAGGCAUAAAAGUGAAGUCCUAUUUGGUAAUUUCAAUCUCCAUAUUUUCGUACUGCGAGCUUUUGGCUCUGAUAUUGUGCUCAACGAUUGGUCAACUGUUAAGGAGCUCUUGAGUUGAUACAAUGGAGCCGAAGUGUGCGAUCAAGAAGGAUGUCACUGAAUUGAUAGGGAAUACCCCAAUGGUAUACCUGCACAACAUUGUGGAAGGAUGUGUGGCUCGCAUUGCUGCUAAAUUGGAGUACAUGCAAGCCUGUUGUAGUGUCAAAGACAGGAUAGCAUUGAGCAUGAUUGAGGAUGCUGAGAAAAAGGGCCUUAUUACACCUGGAAAGACUGUUCUGAUAGAGUACACAAGUGGUAACACCGGCAUAGGAUUGGCAUUCAUAGCAGCAUUGAGGGGCUAUAAACUUCAGGUGACUAUGCCAUCUUAUGUGAGUCUUGAGAGAAAAAUUAUACUACGAGCCUUUGGAGCUGAGGUAUAUCUUACAGACCCAGCCAAAGGAAUUGCUGGGGUUAUUGAGAAGGCAGAAGAACUACUAGCCAAGUCGCCUGAUGGUUACCUUCUCAACCAAUUUGAUAAUCCUGCCAACCCAAGUAUUCAUUAUGAGACAACGGGCCCUGAGAUUUGGAGAGACUCAGGAGAGAAAAUUGAUGCUUUGGUUGCAGGGAUAGGAACUGGAGGAUCAAUAACAGGUGCUGGAAAAUUCCUCAAGGAAAAAAACCCAGACAUCAAGCUGUAUGGUGUGGAACCAGCUGAAAGUGCAGUUUUGAAUGGAGGAAAGCCAGGUAAGCACCUGAUCCAAGGACUUGGUGCUGGCAUCAUUCCCAGCAUUCUGGACGUUAAUAUCCUAGAUGAAGUUAUUGAGAUUUCAAGUGAAGAGGCUAUAGUAACUGCCAAGUUGCUUGCCGUGAAAGAAGGUUUGCUGAUGGGAAUUUCAUCUGGAGCUGCAGCUGCUGCUGCAAUAAAGGUGGGGAAGAGACCAGAAAAUGCAGGGAAGCUCAUUGUUGUGAUUUUCCCCAGUUUUGGAGAACGCUACUUAUCUUCACCACUGUUUGAAUCCAUUAGGCAAGAAGCUGAACAAAUGACAUAUGACUAAGGUCCAUCAAUAGCUGAAGUUAGUACUCAUGGAGUACUUGUUUUCAAGGACUACUAUCAGUUGUUGGUCUAAUAUAAGUCGAAUAAACACCUGGAUUGAAAACAGAAUCAAAAUAAGCCCAACAACACUUGUAUGAGGUUUCAAAAGUUGUUUUGAGAUCAUCCAUCUAUAAUGAAAUAGUCACUGUUUAACUUUUA